Molecule: messenger RNA, 4595 nt
Organism: Fonticula alba
Lineage: Eukaryota; Rotosphaerida; Fonticulaceae
Exons: 3
Coding region: 99-4373 (1424 amino acids)
Source: RefSeq, a predicted model, not a curated record
CCCCCCGCUCUCUCCCCCCGCCCUUUUGGCGUUUUUUUCUAUUUUCAUUUUCUCGCUCCGGCGCUUUGCCACCCGCGCCCCGGGCCAUCCUUGCACCCAUGGAGCUGUCUGCACGCUUGCCCGUGGGGAGUCGGCUGGUGCCGCCUCUCCUGGCUUUCCUGUGGUUGGUCCUCACCGCGACCGCCGAGCACACGCGCGCACAUCUCUCGCACACUUGUGCCCACAACCGAAACUGGAAAAUCAUCCCCCACCAGUCCGGUGUUUCCUAUGACUUCCACUCGCCGUACCAGCAGCAACAGACGGAGGCUUGGGUGCCUCUGGUGGCCGACAUUGUCUCCAGCCAUCACACCCCCGAGAUGGUUGAGGCCAUCCAGCAGGCCACCCAAACAAUCACGAAGGAUCUCCUGGUGCCGCGCUUCUCCGGGAGGAUCGCUUUCCAGCCGGACCUCGAGUGCGUCGCAGCCAUCGGCGGCGCGCUGCCUUCUUGGCCCAACGGCGACGCCACGGGCCUGGUCAUCGCCCUGGCCGAGCCGCGCUUCACGACCGCCUGCGAUCGGGUCCGCGCUUCGUUGUUCUCCAUGACCGUGUGCCAGACGGAUCGGUACUACCGGCCACUGGUCAUCUUGCUGUCGGUAUGCGCACCGGUGGAGGACCUCCUCGCUGCGAAGGAGGGAGCCCUGGACCCGGUGGCCCGGACGGCCCUGCAGCACGAACUGGUCCACGCCAUGGGCUUCAGCGGGCAGUAUGUGCCCAACUGGCAGGACGAGCUGCCCGAGACCCCGGGCCCGAAGGUGGCCCAGGUGUCGGUCACCUCGCACGGGCUGCGGCGCUUCCACUUGCACAGCCCGGCGCUGGCUCGCCGCGUGGGCCAGCACUAUGGCUGCCCCUCCAAGACGGAUGUCCUGCUGGAGGACGCGGACUUCGGGGCCGAGGCGGAAAGCCUGCCGGCCGGGCCGCUGGAGCUGACUCGGCAGCAUGCCCUGCAUCUGGAGGCCCGGCACCUGGCCGACGAGCUGAUGUCGGCGGCGCCCAUUGACGCCGGACACAUGCUGCGGUAUGGGCCCCGGGUGACGGCCGUCACGCUCGGGGCCCUGGAGGCCACCGGGUACUACCGGUCCACGCACUGGGCCGCCGGGCGCCAAAAUGUCGGGACCAUCCCGCACUCGGAGCUGGGUCAGUAUGGCCGGUGGGUGGGCUGCUCCACGGAGCUGGCCUACUGCGUGGACUUCCUCUCCGGCGAGGUGCCCUUCCAGCGGCCGGCCGGCGAGGCGCCGCAGCUGUGCUCCCGGGUGCAGGCGGCCAGCAAGUUCACCGGCUGCUCGCCGGACUUCCGAUCGGUGGCCCUCUGCUCGCGGGUCGAAUACGAGCAGCCCAUCCGCCCGGCCGCCCAUCGGUACUGGGGCGGAGGCGUCAACAUGCAGGGGGCCUGGCAGCCGGAUGACUCGUCGCCGCUGGCCCGCCUGGGCGGGGCUCGCCCGGAGCGAGACUACUGCCCGGUGCUGGAGGUGGCCCGGCAUUGCGCCGGGUCCUGGCCCGGCCCGGAGCUGGCCUCCACCGCCGAGGUGUGGGCCGACUCGCAGCUCUGGGCCCUGCCCACGGACCACACGGCCCCCGGGGAGUCGAGCAUCCCGCAUGGGGCCGAGCCGGCCUGCUUCGAGACCACCAUCGCCUUUGGGAUGACCGCGCCGCCGGCCAAGCUGGAGAGCUUCGGCCGCGCCGGGUGCUUCAUGCGCCGGUGCCGGCGCGACCCGGCCACCCGGCGCCUGUAUUUGGAGGUGGCCCUGCCGGUGCAGUCGGGCCUGGCCCCCGAGGCGCCGGACUACUUCGAGCCGUACAUCUUCCGCGGGACCUGCCGCGACUCGAGGCAGGCUCUGCAUGUGCCCUUCUACGGGGCGGCCAUCGUGUGCCCGGACCCGGCGCGUGCCUGCGAAGGGGCCUACAUCUUUGAUGACGACCCGCCGCCGCCGCUGCCCACGCCGGAGCCGACCCCCGAGCCGACCCCCGAGCCCACGCCGGAGCCCACGCCGGAGCCCACGCCGGAGCCCACGCCCGAGCCGACCCCCACCCCGACAUUCAGGCCUACACCGAGGCCCUCGCCCACGCCGGGCGCCGGGUCCGAGGAGCCGGCCUCUGGCGGCCUGCUCUCGAGCCCGAUCUUCCUCGGGUCGGCGCUCGGGGUGGCCUGCCUUGUGGUGGCCGUGGCCGGGGCCACCGGGCUCAAGGUGUACCACGGGCACCGGCGGAUGGCGGCCACCCGGGGCGCCGCCGGCGUCGAUGUCGGCCCCUCCCACCCCCCGCCCGGGGGACCCGGGGCCGGUGGCCGGCACAUCGAUCUCGAGGCGGCCAGCCCGGCCGCCGGCCGGCAUGCCGCCAGCACCAGCAUCAAUGGCGAGCCGCCGAGCUCGGUCGAUGAUGACAAUGUGUACUGCUACUCCUUCGGCGGGGCCACCUUCCAGUAUGUCGGGGUGUCCGGCGGCCGGGGCAAGCGCAUGGCCGGGGCCGAUCGCAAGGCCACGGCCGGCGGCCCGGCCGCCGGGGCCAUCCUCUCCUCGGAGCCGCACACCGAUGAGCCCCGGGGCCCGGCGGAUGCCGGGUCCUUCCGGCCGGUGCCCAGCCAGGCCGGCCUGCCGCCGCACGAUUACCCCGGCUUCAUGCCGGGGGCCUACCGGGCCAUGGACUGCCCCGGCACCCCGGGGUCCGAGUACUCCAGCAGCAACUUCAGUGCCGACACGCCGCGCAGUACCACCGCCCUGCUGGACCGGAGCACCUUCCCCGACACCGAGGACGAGAUCGAGCCCAAGCACUUCCAUGCGCUUGACCUGCUCCGGGGGGCCCCCUUCCCGGCCGGCGGGCUCCAUGGCCAUGCCCCGGAUGACAAUGACACCGGCGGCCUGACCGAUUCCGAUGACGACCUGGGCCCGGGGCCCGGCCGCCGCAAGCACGGGGUCCUCGGCUUCUCGACCCUAGACCCCGGCACCCGGACCGUGGGGAUGUUCCACCUGCCGGGCCCGGCCGGGCCCGACUCCCGGCAGCACACCGUGGCGGCCCUGUCCCAGCGCCGGUUGAGCUUCCAGCAGCAGGGGUACUGCGCCGAUGAGGAGGACGGCGGUUUCGACAGCGACCUCGAGUCCACGUGGAAUCUGCACUCCCGGGCGGCUGGCCGCCGGGACAGCGGCACUCACCUCCUGGAGCGUGGGACCCCCGGGGGACAGCAUGGCGGCCCGCACCGGCCCGCGGCCGCCACCAUCCCCAGCUACGGCGGCAACCACUCCUCGGUGCCCAUCAUCCAGGCCCAGUCGUCCUUGGCCGCGGCCUCGCCGUGCCCAGUGCCAGGACUGCGGCCCACCGCGGCCGGGCCCCCGCACAAGGAGGCGCUGGCCCUGUCUUUCAGCUUCAUUUCCAACAGCUCGGACAGUGACUCCGACUCCGAGCCCGAGGAGGACACCCUGCAGGGCAGCACCGGACCCGGGUACUCUGCCUCCUGGGCCGAGGGCGGCCCUUGCGGCAUGGUGGUCCCGGUCCCGGGGCUGGUGUCCUACCGGCGCCAGGCCGCCCUGGUGCCGCACCACGGCGGGCACUUCCCCCUGUCCCCGGGGCAGUCGGCCAGCGAGGAGUGCUCUCGCAGCCCCAGCCCCUCGGAGGACUUCGUGGAUCCGCAUGCCCUGGCCAAGAUGGCGGCCCUUGGCCGGCCGCCGCUGCCCCCGCGCGGCAUGGCCGGGCGCCGGUCCGGCACCGGCACCGUCCUCCCGGCCGGGCCCCAUACCCCGGCCACCGAGGCCGGCUCCUCGGGGGCUUCCUCGGCCGGGUCCGCCUCCUCCUCCUCCUCCUCGGAUGAGGAGUCGCUCGCGCUGUCGGCCGCGCCCGGGCGCCUGCUGGGCAAUCCCCUGACCGAGGUGUGCCUCAUCGACGCUCCCUCCGGCGGGUCGGUCAUUUCGCGCUUCCUGGCCACCGGGGCCGAUGCCGUGGUGGUUGGCCCGCGUAAGCGCCUGGCCGAGGACGGCCACACCUCCCCGGACCAGGCCUCCAAGAAGAUCUUCACCCCGCGCGGUGGUCCCUCCGCCCCGGGGUGCUAUGUCCUGGCCCAGGACGACCAGCCGGUGCCGCCAGUGAUCCCGGCCCCGGAGCUGGAUCCCGCCGCCGCGGCCGCCGCGAGCGCCUGCCCGCCCGCGGAGCUGGUCCAAGUGGACAAGGAUUUCUGGCUCCGACUCAAUGCCAACAUCGAGCGCGGCCCCAGUCACGAUGACUGCCCGGCGCCGCUCCUCCAGCCGACCGAUGUCUUCGGCCAGCUGGGCGUCAACUUCCAGCACUUCCUCGGCGUCACCGAGGCCGACAUGGAUGACGGCCUCGGCGAGGUCCUCGAGGACCUCGGAUAGCCCACACCCCCCACAUGGAGUGCGGAGUCCCGCUGGAGGCCGAGAGAGGACCUACCGACGAGAGGCGGGCGUGCAUCGGGGGGGGGGAGGGGGGCGGCGGCGGCGAGGCCCGGACUUCGCGCGCGCCCCCCUCCCCCUUCAGAGACUCCUUCGCUCCUGCCAGUUUGCAAACACCAUUAGCCCUUGAGAAUAGUCCUUGUGAAAUAUACUUUACUUUCGAAA